Molecule: messenger RNA, 6637 nt
Organism: Bombus pyrosoma
Lineage: Eukaryota; Metazoa; Arthropoda; Insecta; Hymenoptera; Apidae
Exons: 7
Coding region: 4070-5191 (373 amino acids)
Biological process (GO): detection of chemical stimulus involved in sensory perception of smell; sensory perception of smell
Cellular component (GO): plasma membrane
Molecular function (GO): odorant binding; olfactory receptor activity
Source: RefSeq, a predicted model, not a curated record
UCUAUUUUUUCCUUUUCCUUUUUUCGUUUCGAAACACGGUGGCUUCCUAUGGUGAUAUCGAGGGGAUGCACUUGAUCGCUAAAACGCGUAACAUUCUUUGCAUAUAGAUGCGAUAUCUCGCUUUUUCUUUUAUGACGCAUUCACCUUCAAACAUUCACCUAUAGAUAUACAUACAGAGUGAUAAAAGUCGAACUCGAAGAAUUUGUCUUAAAGUAAUACGGUAUGUCUUAUUUCUACUGUUUCUCCAUAGAAAAAUUAUUGACUAUUCGCGAAUUACCUUCGUCGUGUUUCUGAUAAAUGUCUCUUCAAAAAAUAUGCACGAUCUAUAACAAUGAAAUUGUUUCGUAGAGUCGUAAAGCUUCGGUGAAAUCCCAGGCCACGAAAAACGAUUGCCUUUCCAAUUAUACAACAUAAUCAACGAUGAUGCAUUAGGCGAUCCAUCGUUCCCAGUAGGAACCAGUUGCGAACGAACUCUCUGUUUGAUUUCAAUCUCUGAAGAAGUAGAACUGAGAAGAUAUUUGCCCGGUAAUCCACAGGGUAAGCGUAUCCACAAAUCUAAUAACGUAAUUGCAUGAUACGAAGAACGAGCUACUGAUGCCCGUUCUUCAAGGCGAACGAAAUAAGGGAAAUAAAUAACACGUCCACGCGAAACUAGUUUUUGCUAUAUAAAACAAAAGGGAAAUAACAACGUUCGUUCUUAUUCAUGACCACAAAUAUAUUCGAAUAUUCGCCAUUGAUUCGUACAAAACUACACCUGUGUGCUACAUAUAUCUAUCUAUAUAUAUGCGUGUUCAGCAUUCACAUAAAAUAUGUUAUCUGCGCCAGAUAAGAUACUCUUUCCACGUCGGCGAGUAUAGCAAUAAAGUCAAACGUAGUAAGCGUCGAUCCGUCAAUCGGUCGUUUUAUCGCCGUCGUGAACUUUUCCACGUAGAUAAUACCGUAGAACAGGUAGAAACUUUCCGCAUUUGGUCGUUGGUUAUCGAGCGAAAUGUUUUCGCCAGCUACGCUCUUGUUUUUCCUCUCGUCUGUUGUUCUUUGUUUAACAGCAGAAUCCACGCAAAUUCUGUAAAAGCGACUUGCUAAGUCAAGUCGUAUAGAGAUGAGCAUUGACCAAAAGCACGGGGACAACACGACCAUCGUAGUACAAAAUGUUGUAAAAUGUCUAAAUGUGUAAAUACGUAAAUUGUUAUGGAAUAUGUAAAAUGAUGUAAAAUACAGAUCUCAAUUUUCAUAAAACCAGUUCGUCUGUCUUGUUGAAUUGAAUUGAACGAAUGAGCGAAUCCGAGUGAACCGCAAUUAUCAAUUUCAUAGGGAAUUUCAUAUGGGAAAUACGAUGUCCACCGGUGUCCUCGUUAUACAAAUUUUCUAUUCUCAUUACGAUGAAACGCUACUGUUCACUCGCUGUUGGUACCGUUAACGCAGAAUUAAACGUAAAAUCAUAUAUGAUACAUGCAUACCGAUUUUGAUUCGUGAAUAAAAUUUUACGAUUAGCGAAGGAUCAGCCAGUAUAGAUCGAAUAGUCUUUUAAACUCGACGGAUAAUAGCGUUUGAACGUCGUUAUAUGUUGUCGAUAACGGUACAGCAACGAACAGAACGGUGUGUGGACUACGUUCGCGUUGUAAUUUUAGGGAAUGAAAUUUUGGAGAACGUCGGUUCGGAUAAUUACUAGGAUGUAUCGGCAUGUGUUUGUUAAAGCCGGUUAUUGAAUAAUAAUUUCGGCCAGGCAGUCGCGGCAUCGAAUAGUCGAGUGGGUUGGAAUAAAAAUGUGAGCCCAUCGUCACCGAUCACGUUGUUCGCGUUUAGUUACGCAGGACGCGUGAUCGUUUCGUUUAAUGGAAUAUCCGUACACGAUUGAACAAAUCGAUCGACAGAAUUUAUCAUAUUAUUACGGGACGUUGAGGAACACGAUGCUUUCCGAUUCGUUUGGCCGGCUACGACAUCAUGGGAACAAUUGAAAUUGCUGAUAAUAUGUUUCAUCGAUUCAGUCAGUUUAACUCGUACGAUGUUUUAACUUCGAUGGACAUUCAUUUUUCAUUUUUUAUCGUACAUCGCGAAUAUUUUCUUGGUCCGGUAGUUGUUUCUUUUUUCCAGUUCGCUGUUUUCGUAAAUGGAAUAUCAUAUAGCGGGAGAAUAGGGAAAUUGUUUAAAAAUUAGACCAAAGGAUCAACGUUUGACUCUUGUCACUUAUACCGCCAUACUCCAUCUUUCCUCGACAACUCUGUUAGUCCAACGUGUAAUUGCACACGACGAAGUAUAGAAAUUCGUCACUGUAAAUUCCGUAUAAGCGCUCGAACUUGUGUCACAGAUACAUGUCAUUCGCGUUCAGCAAUCUAAUUCGUAAUGUAUUACACUUCCAUUGGCGUUUGUAAUUACACAAACUCCAAACAAACUUGAAACAGGAGUGUUUCUAUAUUCGUUUACAAAGGAUAACGUCGAAUAUUCAUUACAUUUUGCAAUUCAGUCGAGUUGAACGCAACUAAUUUAAAGAGCAAAAAUUUCCAAGAGCAUAAGACAAUGCAGUAAAACAAACCGCAUACAUAAAGCUGUUCUGGUGCGAAUAAUAAUAUCAAAUUUGAUAUAACCAGAAACUUUCGCGAGGUAUUAUCGGGUCGUUACCCGACUCGGCAAUGUUUUCUUUCACUGCAUUGCAAAUUCGAAACGUCUCGUUAACGCGUGAAAACACCAAGUUUUAUAGAAACGUAGAAGCUUACUCGGGAAUUUCAAAGCUACUCACCGUGAAAAUUUUCUUGCAAAGUAUAUAUGUAAAGUUACAACGCGUACUUUUAUUCAUUUCCAAUGAAUAAAUAGGAAACACCUUGCCCGAAUCUUUUUGAAUCUGAAAUCAUUCAAUAGAUAUACAUGCUGCCAAUUAACCACGCUUAUUGAUUUAUCUUAAUAAAUCAGUUAUUUCCUUGGUAAAUUUAUCCACAGGACUGUGUUGCACAAUAAUUUACUAGCCAAUAAUAUUAACGAAUUGACAAGUGAUGAAUUAUGAAUUCGAAAUUUUUGUUCCACGAAUACUCCUUAUCAUUUUACCUUCCACACGGCAAUUCGUUGACCUGUAAUUUGUAAAAUUUACUUAAACUUUACUCGUUUUAUUAUUACACUUGUUAUCGUUACGUGAGAAUUAUUUAUUUAUUAGUAUUUUUAUAAUACUUGUAGAAUUUCAUUAGCAAUUUUCGUUUUAUUUUAUUCAAUACAACCCGAAUGAUAAUGUAGAGCGAUGUCGAUCGUCUAUACGUUUUCAUUGUAUGGUAAGUACGAUUUUACCUACCGUCGACAAUGCAAUAUCACAUAGAGGUAAACCUUACUAUUGGCAGUGAUAAGAAGUCAGAACACGUCUCGAAUUCCAAAGGUGUAAAGCUUAGGAGGUGAAUGAAAAGUCACGCGAUAAGGUGAACAAAUAUUCGUGUUUACCGUGUCGGAUAGGGUAGUAGCAUGAAUGUGUGGUAUAGGUAAGUCGUAUUCUACUACUGCCGGUUUCAAUUGGAUUACUAUACUGGGAUAAACUAAACCUCGAUAACGGAUUCGGUAUCGCAUGUAUCCCAACCGCGGAGGUUUAAGAGUAUUUUAGAUCUCAAAAGCAAAAGAAUCCGGCGGUGCUCUAAAGCUCUAAAGUAAUAGAAUCUUUACACCUUCAAACAUCUUUGAAGCACUUUGUAGCACUUUGAAUUUCGUGGCGUUGUGCAUCGUGUAUGCCAUGUGAAGCAACUACCUGCGUAUGGAUGCAACAGAGAGUGAAAUAAUCGAAUAUGAAAGAUAUACGUAUAGUUGAUAACAUCUGUAUCGUGCAUACACCAAGCUCGUUCCCUAUAAUCUUCGUUACUAUCCAACAAUUACGUUAUAAAACACUACUUGGAACAUCGAGGAAACUACAAAACGGACCCUUUACUAGGAAAUAAUAACUCGCGCUUUCCGGAUACUCUGCGUGUGAUAUGUAAUAGUCCUACACUGAAUGAUUAAUGAGAAUAAUUUAUUGAUCUUCGUUUGCCGCUGUUUUACGAACAUUUACAUCAGGGUGAAAGUUAUUUCGUUCGGUGUUCCAUGUUUCUAAAGAACAUUCAGUGAAAUGAGCAUGUUUAACGUGAACAUUCGUCAAGUACUGUACAUAGUGGAACUGGCUGGAAUGUUCACGUGCACCUGGCCAAUUGAUCCGAAUAGUAGUAAGAAACAAAUCUUUUUUCGCAACGUCCGAUGGUCGUUUGCGAUAUUAAAUGUUAUUUUCCUAACGAUAUCCUUGGUGUUCGCUAUCUUUCACUUUCGACACGAUAUACCUAUUUUAAUGAAAACUGCCUCCGAAGUAACAGCUCUGCUGGAGGUGCUCUUCGAUUUGAUUCUUUGCAGAAGGAAUAACGCUCAACUGCAGGUUCUGACAGGAAAAGUCAAAGCAUUCCUGGAAGUGGCCAGUGAACAUGAGAUUAGGGCAAUAGAAAGAUACAUGGAUCGUUACAAGCAAUUUCUCUCGGUAACUGCAAUGGGAUAUAUCACAACCGCGAUCUCAUUUAGUUUGGCGCCUUUCUUCUCGGCCCAAGAAUUACCAGCAGAUGGAUGGCUUCCAUUUUCCACCGAAUCACUCGGAAUAUAUUGCAUGGUCUACGUUAACCAAGUUUACUGCAUUUUUCAAACGGCAUUCUGCAUUGGCGUUGAUUUCACGAUCGCCGUUUUGUUCAGUUUCUCCGCAGCCAGACUGGACAUACUAAGAAUGAAACUACGGCAUGUGAAUAACUCUGACAUACUGGUAAGCUGUAUCAAGGAACACCAAGAAAUAAUAGGAUUUGUGGAGGAUACUAAAGCUACUGUCGAGACUUUAUUAUUCAAAACGAACGCCACGAUGGGAAGCGCUGUGAUAUGCGGAGCUUUCCCUCUGAUUUACAAUCAAUCAUUGGCCGUAAUGAGUCAGUAUCUUUCUUUUGUGGUGUCUGGUUGUACCCGGCUGUACGUCAUCUCCUGGCCAGCGGACGAUUUAAAAGAAAGUAGCGUGCAGUUCGCAAAAUCGAUCACCGACGUUCAAUGGUUAGGAAAACCAAAAAACAUGAAAAGCUCCAUGCUUAUUAUGAUGCAGAGAAGUCAAAAACCGCUACUCAUUAGAAUGAGUGGUUUGCUACCGCCUCUUACCUUGGAAUAUUUCGCAAACUUUAUAACUACAGUAUCGUCCUACUUCAUGGCAAUGAGAUCGAUGAUUGAAUCGUAAUUUUCCUGAUAUACAUUAUUUGAAUAUGUAAAUUACUGAAACAUGUAAUAAAUUUAUCGCGUUCGAACAGAAAGUUGUACAAUAUUUGCUUAAUAUGUUUCUUUAGAAUUAGAUAUAUUAACGCUAACUUUACCAGGCCAUUAUCGGACCAACAUCGAUCAAUUUCUCAAUUUUUCUUAAUAUAACAUGUUUUGUUAAUAUUACAUGAAGAAAUUAGACGAACAAAAGAAAUAACAAUGAAUGUAGAAUUUUAAAUUAAAUUUUGAAACCGGUCAUUUGACCGGGCCUGUUAACGUUAGUGUUAAUGGAAUGUCUUACCGAUUAAUCUGAAGUUUCGAUGCGUUGAACUUCUUUAAUACCAGUUUUAGCUAAUUGUAUGAUCUGUGUCCAUCGACGUUCGCAUGUAUUUUUCUGCUUGCGUCACUUACAGUACAUUUCGCGACACUUCCAAAGACGUUUGUAAUGACACUUUUGGUCCUUUCGAGUGGCAACGUAAGAAGAUCGCUCUAGAAAUAGGAACGUGCACUGUAGCUUCGUGUAGAUAUAACAAACAAGUAUUUGUAUAGCUGAAUAGACACAUGACUUUAUGCACGUAUACAAUUCUUUUUCGAAGAACGUUCUCUUUCUUUCCUGAAUUAUUAGCCCUGUUGCGUGAUAACUACCCUUUGCACCUGUCUAACACGGUACGUACUCUUAAUGUAUAAUGCAACCAAUAAUGAUUAGCGUUAAGUCAGCUAGCAGCGCACUACUGUAAAGAAAAUCGCAAACCGAUGGAACAUAUUCUUGAACGUAAUAAUUUAUUAAAUUUCUCGUACGUGUACAGCAAUUAUAUUCAAGUAACGUCUGCGAAUACUUAGUUGAUUUCAAAGCACUUUAGUUACAUAUAUUCUCGAUAGUUUGUAAUAUAUCGCACCAUUGUGCCGGUUCUAUCUACUUUCAUUAGAUUCAUAAGGCAACCACUUUAUAUAGUUAUGUUGAAACAAAUAACACCAGAGAAAGUUAUCCAUAUUACUUGGCUCAGCGUAGUGAUAAGCCUUUGUUGGCCACUUCCUAUCAAUAGCGACAGAAAUAAAAUCUUUUGUUUCAAGAUUCUACAAAUCUGUAGCGGCAUUAGUGGCUGCUUGCUGUUUAUGCCAAUAUUAUAUUCGAUUUAUUUGCACCUAAAUGAUAUCGUCAUUACUUCUUCCUGUAUGUGCCUUUUAUUAGGAGUGUCUCAAAAUAUUUUCCAGACUCUUAUAUGCUUCAUCAAGCACGAUUCUCUGCAGGUAAGCUUUAAUUUCAAUCACUGGUAUGUAAUUGUUUAGAAUACGAGACAUCUUACCGAUUCUGAUAAGCUUGAGAUCUUUCCGAGUAUAUGCUGCAGUAUCAGAAGUGAUAAGAUCGUUCUUGACAACAUAUUUCAAACUUAUGUAAAUCCGUGUGACGUGCCCCAUUCUACACACUUGU